AUGAGCGACGCGGACAUUGCCAGUUAUUAUAAUCUACCCACGGCGUUCCCCGAAGAAUGGCCGGCAGAGCUCGAAGAGGAGGAGGAUCACCCGGAAUAUGACGGCCUGAGGCGCCGGGGUUCGCGGUACGUCGCUCUCGAGCGCAGCGGCAGCGAGCGCAAGACCAUCAACCUAGGGUCGUUCAAGGCCAACACGGGCCGAGAGAAUCUGGUGAAACAUGACGAACCCGACCCCUUGGGGACACGCGAGAGUGUCCUCAAGAUACUGAAGAGCAGAGGGCUGUCGGUGGAGGACGAGAGCCGUUUACGCAACCGUUUCUUGCUGUCGUCGAAUUCCUUCUCGCCCGCCCUGUUCCUCUCCCAAGUCCACUCCGACGCCUCCAUCCAGUCCCUCCUCAAUGGACUCGAGUUCCUGUCGCGGUCGAUCGAUAAAAAGUCGGCGUCCCUGAAGGUCCUCGUUGAAGCGAACUUCGAGCGGUUCGUCCGCGCGAAAGCGACAAUUGAUAGCGUUUACACCGAAAUGAGGAACCAAGGGAAGGAAGAGGAACCACCGGUCCGGCCUCGUAGAUCGGGGCAAUUUGGGAGUUACUCGAGCGGAAAGCAGAGCACCCCUCUGGCGUCCCCCACCCCUGGACCGAAGAAGAAUGCUUUGGUGAAGGAGAGCGAAUACGGGAUGAAGGGGAUCCGGGAUCCUCUCGUCGAAGCGUCCGUCAAGGCCGAGGAAGUAUGGGGGCCGGCGCUAGGGGGUCGGGAGAGGGAGCUGAUGCUGAAAUCGGUAGUCAGCAGCAUGGAACGGCAUCGCGACGUUUACGAAAUAGGCGGUCUGCUGUCCAAGUCCAUUAAGCAGCGAGAUUACGACUCGGUUUUCGAGCAAUACACCAAAGCCCGGACACUGGCAAAGGAUGCGCAGAAUAUUGCAGACGCUGCGACAAGCAGACACCGACAGCUGACGGACGAGGAAACGCAUACCAUCUUGGCCAUGGGGCGAAUGUGGAUGGAUGUGGACCAGCAAAUACAAGUGUUCAAACGCGAUCUGUGGAAACGUCUCAGUGAUGCUCCGACCACAUCAACCACGGUGACCGCGUCGGGGGCCGUCGAGGAGCACAUGGAAUUAAUUGGAGCGUUGCUGGAGCUGGGCGUAGAGGAAAAUCCGAUCUGGGUAUGGCUGCUCAGCCGCUACGAUUUCCUGAGGCACAAGAUCUCGGCAUUUUGCGAACGGUGCAAGGCAGAGAUCGAGAUACUGAGGCGCCGACUGCUCAGUCUGGAGAAGCCAACGGCCCAGGCCGUAGUGUCGUAUCUCCGCCUGGCAUCAAACGACAUUCCCGCCGACGCACAAACACUACUGGACAACGAUCAAAUCAUUGAGCUCUGGGACUGCAUUCACGCGUACUUGAACCGACUCCUCUUAUCUCAAGGCGGUCUCUUAGGUGAGGUUUUCGAUUUCUGGGAAGUGACGCGAUCGUUCAUUGAUGGGAGCAAGCAAAAGCUCCUCCCGGCUGGCUUCGAGGGGGAAAGCCGUAAGCACCACAGAUUGUCACCUGAGAAUGUCAUGCACUUGCAGAAAGGGGUCGUCGACCUGGUCAACUUGGUCCGUGAAAGCGUCCUGACAUUAUUCGCUAAUUCGCCGGUGGACGAUGCGACCAUGCUCACAUCCCCCAUCUCUCCUCCAACUCCCAAUAGUCCCGUCAGUGUUGGCGUGACUCCCACCGAGUCCCGCUUCAAGCUGGACCCGAAGAAUAUGCCCUUCCCGACCCCCAAGCAUGGAGAGCCCUGGGAGGACUUUUCGUUCUGGCCGCCUUUCUCGAAUUCUCUCAGCGGUGUCCAUUAUCUCAGCCAGUUCCUUGUCAUCAUUGGCGCAGCUGCGAGUGAGAUGGCAGCUUUGGGGCCGGUAUCAAGAGACAAUACGACCUCUGACCUUCUCAAGUCGCUCGUGAGUGUCGCUCGUGAGCGCUCGGCCCGCGCCAUAUGCUCUUCGUGGGGUAAAGACGCCGAAUACUGUAAGAUGUUGGAGGAUUGGACGCGCGACUCGGAGAGAAGGGACUUGACAAAGAUGCCUGGCUUGUUUGUGGCUUUCGAGAACGUAAUUUUGAGCGGGAUGCAAAAGGUCCUCUACAUCUCGGAAGCGACAGCAAAGCCUGGCGCUGUCGACGUUGUGACUCAACCUCCCACAAAGCUGCUCCAGAUGGUGCGCGCUCAGUUUGUGUCCAGCGUUUACAAAGCACUGAGUGGUUUGGUCGAAAAUGCCGAACAUCCAUCGACGCCUGAAGAAGAGAACGAGUGGGUUGUCUCCAGAGCUGCGGCACGCAAUAGGCCUGGUGCCUCUUCCCUUGCUGUUGCCGACACUAUCAAUCCCAAGGACAGGAACGCACGCAUCCUGCUCACGCUGUCGAAUAUCAAAUGCCUUCAAGCCGAUCUCGUUCCACAGCUAAUUGCCAAUUUCGAGACGUCGUUUUCCGUCCAGUUGACCGAAGAGGCCAAGACUAUUCGCGACGUGCUCAACCAGAUCGACAAUCGCCUGUUCCAUGCAUACACCGCACCGACGGUCAAUACGCUGAACACCACUAUCUACAAUGGCGCCACUGCGCCCGACUGGGAGCCGUCCACUUCUCGGCCUGACCAAGUGCGCCCUUAUGUGUACGCGACGAUGUUGACUCUCGUGCUCGUCCACACCGAGAUAUCAACGACCAUCCCGUCCAGCGCAGCACCACCUAGCCGCUCGAAGCCGCCUUCUCCGUCCCCCUUGCUAUCUAUCGUCCUCACACACCUGUUAACGAAAAUCUCGUCAUCGCUGCUCACGGCAUUCAGCUCCCGGUCUUCGUACACGCUCGCCGCUCUGAUGCAAGCCACACUGGACACGGAAUUCAUCGCGCAGACGAUGUCGCUGUAUUCGACAGAAGAAGCCGCCGCGAUCCAAAGCCAAAUCUACGUCGAACUCGACCGUCGGACCAGCCACGAAGCGCGCGCUCGACUCCAGUCCGAACUGGGCGAGAUGAGAGGAAUCCUCAAGAAGUUGCGGGAGAAGACGAAGGGAGAGUUUGCGUGCUUCCGCAAGCCGAGAAGCGGCACGGGCCAGAAGGGUUCGGUAUCGUGA
This is a messenger RNA of Aspergillus campestris IBT 28561, 3090 nucleotides long. RefSeq names its product exocyst subunit SEC5. Bases 1 to 3090 code for a protein of 1029 amino acids. Gene Ontology annotation, cellular component: exocyst. Gene Ontology annotation, biological process: Golgi to plasma membrane transport; exocytosis. The transcript has 2 exons. The record is from RefSeq and is a predicted model, not a curated record. Lineage: Eukaryota; Fungi; Ascomycota; Eurotiomycetes; Eurotiales; Aspergillaceae.